Brassica oleracea var. oleracea is the source of this 643-nucleotide messenger RNA. RefSeq lists its product as uncharacterized. Bases 92 to 418 code for a protein of 108 amino acids. The record is from RefSeq and is a predicted model, not a curated record. The transcript is spliced from 3 exons. Gene Ontology annotation, molecular function: anaphase-promoting complex binding. Lineage: Eukaryota; Viridiplantae; Streptophyta; Magnoliopsida; Brassicales; Brassicaceae. Gene Ontology annotation, biological process: negative regulation of organ growth.
AAUUUAAUUUCAGUUUGAUUUUACUGUCUUGUCCAAUCUGAAACUUUUUGGUAAGGGAAUAUUUCCGAUAUCCGAUUGAGGAAGUAGGGUGAUGAACGGCGCUUCUCCAGCUCAUUCAUCGGUAUCGACAACAGCCGUAGCAGGAGGCGGUGGAAGCAGCGGAGCCGCAGCUGGACUAGACGAUUUCCCAUUUCCACCGGAUAUUCCUUCUAUGCAGGACCGAAAGGACGAAGCCAUGCGAGUUUUGAAAACUGAUUUGAUGGGAGAGCUAGACAAAGAGGUUAAAUCUUUGGAAGAAGACAGUUGGAUGUUCCAAGGUCCUCGUUCUCGUAUCCAUCUUAUCUCCAGAAGAGGUAACUUUCUCAAGAGAGACUGUGAAGCUGUGGUUAAAUCAAGCACUGUUCAGCUGCCCAGAUGAUCAGAUUUAAAGAUGAAAAAUUCCGGAAAAGGGGUUUGUGAAAGCUUUGCUUGAUGCAUCUCUCUUUGGUUACAAAUGCCACUAAAACGUUGACUCUCUUGUUUUCCUCCCUUUCCUACUGCUAUUUUUUUUUUGUUAAAAAGUCACUGGCUUGAUUGAUGCCAAAAAGAAGAAGCCACAGUAUCUAAUUGAUUUUUGAAUCUAACAUCUCAAGCCUCUGAAUCA